Molecule: messenger RNA, 1733 nt
Organism: Suillus paluster
Lineage: Eukaryota; Fungi; Basidiomycota; Agaricomycetes; Boletales; Suillaceae
Exons: 8
Coding region: 358-1353 (331 amino acids)
Source: RefSeq, a predicted model, not a curated record
CAUAAAUAUAGCAUUCUCAUUAAUGUAAGGUUGAACAUCCGACGUUCCGACGCAAUGGUCGCUUCGACUAAGAGCUCCAGAAACUGAAAAAAGCUGCAGAUCAUGACAGCAGGCUUUCGUUUUCUUUGCAACACCUCCACAGCCCAUGGGGAACUGCCAAGUAUCAUACUAGGGUGUUCUGCCUAAUACGGGAGGUAUCUGUCUCGUGAAAUACAGUGUCCCGUGUUGUCUGUCAUCGCAAUAGUUCAAGCAAUUGACAUUGGUUCUUUUACUCGGAUAAUAUAUCUUUAAAAGCUGAGCUCUCACCUGACAUGGAGCUGGCGAAGGCUCGUACAUCCACCAAGCACCAUUUUUACCAUGGCAGGCAUCGGCAUCACGCUAGAUACCGCUGCUGUAAUCUCAACAGUGAUGGAAGGCAUUUUGUAUGGUUUUUCGGUGCUCAUGUUCAUGGGUACCAUCUGGACAUUGACCCACAAACGUCGUAUGAAGGACGUCAAUCGCCCAAUCGUUGUGGUGGCCAUCUUGCUGUUGGUACUGAGUACUGCACACAUGGUCGUAGACAUCAUUCGUAUCGAACUGGGAUUGGUGACGUAUCGCGACACAUUCCCAGGUGGGCCAGCGGCGUUCUUCGCAGACAUUACCCAAGCCACGUGUUUGAUCAAGAGUGCGAUAUACAUCUUUCAAACUAUUGUUAGCGAUGGGAUGCUAAUUUAUCGAUGUUACAUCAUUUGGCAAUCUAUCUGGGUUAUCAUCUUCCCGAGCAUGCUGUUGUUCGGUAUCACAGCGUCUGGUAUUUAUGCGGUCUAUAAUGCCUCACAAGCGACCAGCGAUGCCGGAAACGUCUAUGCCAAAGGGACUGGUCCAUGGAUCAUUGCGUACUAUGCCAUGACACUUACGACUAAUUUGUGGGCUUCCGCACUUCUGGCAUAUCGUAUCUGGAUCGCACGUAAAAUUCCCACUACCAAGAGCACCACGAAGUCAAUAGUGCGCAUGCUUGUGGAGGCCGCUAUUUUGUACUCUAUAGCGCUCUUAUCUCUACUGGUGGGUUUCGUCCUGCAGAACAACGGACAUUAUAUUUUGCUAGACAUGAUCAUGCCGAUUAUCUCGAUCACCUUCUACACGGUGCUUAUCCGCAUCGCAAUCAAAAAUGGAGCUCCCGAUCACCUCCCGACUGUCCGUGGAAGCACAGGCAGUGAGACGACACGAAGGAACUCGCGGCAUCAUCCUACGAGGCCUUUGCAAGUGCAUAUAUCCCGGCAUACGCACAACGACGGUGCCUUGAGAUACGGAACAGAGCAGGACCUAUCGCCAACCAAGGCGGAGUCUGUGACGGAGUUGUCGUGCGCCGUAUGAACUUGUGAAGUGUCGUUUUCGUCUUUGCUUUUUGCCUUUCGUCUCGAGUCGAUGAUCGGUUUCCGUAUAUCGAAGAUGGUCCCUCCGUCAUAGAUUUUUGUAGUUCCCUCCUCGCUCCACCCUUUUUAACCAUUCAGUGUAUAAUGAUUGUUUGCAAUGUUUUGUGACCUCCGGAGGCUCCUAUUGAUUUUAAGUCACGCUCACCAGCCUGAACACUCCUAAAUGCUGAACUCGGAACUCUCAGCAGCUACUUAUCACAGCGUUUGAUCACUCCUGCUCGUGUUCCCAGAGAGUACUCGUAAUUUGCAAUCCAUUACUUGUUUAUACAUUAGGUGAUCACAAUAUUUCAGCUGGUAAAUUACCUACCAGUGUCAUUACCC